AUGAAGUUGAAGACCUUCGCGUCAAUGAAAAUGAAGAAGUCUUGCUCUGUUAAGGAACUAAACCUAACAUUAAAGGCUGACAGAGAUAUCUUUGCGCGACUGUUGGUUAUCUGUGGAAAACGAGAAAUUUCGUUAAGUGACGUUUUUGCAUUUUCGUUGGGACCUAUUCCUUGGUCGUUAGCCACGUUAGAUGGAAGUCUGACAAAAACGGUUAAAUCCAAAUUAUUAAAUGCUAUCGAAAAUGAUGUCGAUGAUGCAACUGUGAGUGCUCUACCAGAUGAGUGUGUCCGAGUCUACGAUGGAAUGAUUAUCAUUCAGCAAUUACCUUCCGUAUGUUUGGCAACAUUCGGCGACAUUUCCGAAUACGUCCUAAAAAGAAUUACAUCUCAUUCAUCAAAAGUUAUUUACAUGGCCACUGAUCACUAUUAUGAUUGUUCCUUAAAAGGCAGUGAACGAAAACGACGUGCUUCUGCUGGGAAUAUCCGCGUACAGAUUAAUAGGAGAGAUCAAAAGCCACCUAAGCAAUUUAAGAAGUACCUGAGUGAUGGUUCCAACAAAGUCGACCUUGUAAAAUUCCUUCUUCUUGACUGGUCAGACCCAGAACGUUUUAGAGAAGUCAUCAUGGGUAGAGUCAUAUUUCUGAUAGUAGAGUGCAAGGCUUAUCGAUUACAGGUGAUGGAGAAUAGAGUCACCUCAACGCCCGAAGAAGACCUUUCUUCUGAUCAAGAAGAAGCAGACACAAAGAUGUUCUUGUGUUGCCUGCAUGCCAUCCGUUAUUUCUCGUGUGAAAAUAUCUGCAUUUUUACAGUCGAUAGUGAUCUUGCCAUUCUCGCGAUUUAUUACAAGAAUUAUAUCCCAUGCAAUCUCUUUGUUGAAAUUGGAUCAAAAGCGAAGAAACGGAUUAUACGUAUUGCCAGGAUUUCCGAAACCAUUGGGAAAGAAUUAUCAGAUGCCCUCCCCGCGUUGCAUGCAGUUAGUGGCUGUGACACAACCAGUGCAUUUUUUGGAAUUGGGAAGCAAAAGUUCUACAAAGUUGUCAACAACUCUGAUCGGUUCAAAGAGGUAUUGGCACAAAUGGGAAACACUUUCGAUUUCGAUUUGGAUCUCUUUCCAGUCUUUCAAGAGAUGAUUGCUGCAUGUUAUGGAAUUAAGAAUUGUACCAAAAUCAACGAAGCACGCUAUCGUAAAUUCUGCACGAAAGCGAAGAUUCCUGAUCCCCAACAACUUCCACCUACUGAGGACGAGUUAUUACUCCAUUGCAAACGAGCAAAUUACGUCACUUGUAUUUGGAAGUCUGCGUUAGUUGCUACAAUCAAUCCUCCACGCCCUACAGGAUAUGGCUGGGUAGAAACCGAUGGCAUAUUGGAAGUAAAGUGGAUGAGCCAAAAACCAGCGCCUGAUUCGUUGUUAGAGUUUCUAGCAUGUGGAUGCAAAAAAUCUAAGUGUCAAAAUAAUAUGUGCAUUUGUGUGGCAAAUGGUCUAAACUGCACGGAUUUGUGCAAUUGCAAUACAUGUGCAAAUGGCUUACCAGAUGAAGACGACCUUACCAGAAAUGAUGUAUUUGAUAUGGAUGAUGACACUGAUGAUUAA
Messenger RNA from Paramuricea clavata, 1590 nucleotides. NCBI's taxonomy places the organism in Eukaryota, Metazoa, Cnidaria, Anthozoa, Malacalcyonacea, Plexauridae. The record is from the annotation of a GenBank genome assembly.